Hyla sarda is the source of this 552-nucleotide messenger RNA. Its product is annotated as keratin-associated protein 6-2-like. The coding region runs from base 1 to 552 and encodes 183 amino acids. NCBI's taxonomy places the organism in Eukaryota, Metazoa, Chordata, Amphibia, Anura, Hylidae. The transcript is spliced from 2 exons. The record is from RefSeq and is a predicted model, not a curated record.
AUGGGCACUGGGGAUGGAUAUAAUAUGGGCACUGGGGAUGGAUAUAAUAUGGGCACUGGGGACGGAUAUAAUAUGGGCACUGGGGACGGAUAUAAUAUGGGCACUGGGGACGGAUAUAAUAUGGGCACUGGGGACGGAUAUAAUAUGGGCACUGGGGACGGAUAUAAUAUGGGCACUGGGGAGGGGUACAAUAUGGGCACUGGGGAUGGAUAUAAUAUGGGCACGGUGGAUGGAUAUAAUAUGGGCACUGGGGACGGAUAUAAUAUGGGCACUGGGGACGGAUAUAAUAUGGGCACUGGGGAGGGAUAUAAUAUGGGCACUGGGGACGGAUAUAAUAUGGGCACUGGGGACGGAUAUAAUAUGGGCACUGGGGACGGAUAUAAUAUGGGCACUGGGGAGGGGCCGUCCAUCUGUGGGUGGUACACGGAGGUCCAUAGCUGUUUCAUUACCUUUGACAUAAACGGGGUGCCCUGGUCAGUCAACACCUCUUUGGGUAAACCCACUCGGGAAAACAUCUCCAUUAGCUCCUUAACUAUCAGUUUGACCGAGUAA